Molecule: messenger RNA, 2007 nt
Organism: Neocloeon triangulifer
Lineage: Eukaryota; Metazoa; Arthropoda; Insecta; Ephemeroptera; Baetidae
Exons: 10
Coding region: 177-1691 (504 amino acids)
Molecular function (GO): protein binding
Source: RefSeq, a predicted model, not a curated record
UAAGCAUCCUGAAAAAAGGCACGGACCUGAAAGAGAGCUUGUGUGAGAAAAUAUAUAAUCUCGGCGCGCAGGUAGAAAAAAGAGCGAGACCGUCGGGGGCUCAGGUGAUUGUUUGUUUGGCUCGCGAGCAGAGGCACGCCAGCGGAGGCAUUCAAGAAUCACUUGUCAAAAUAGAGAUGGGGACGCGCGUCCAAAGCGCCAUCCACUCGGACAAGACCCUCUCAGGCGUGUCCGGUCUGCUUGAGGACCUGCGGAGAUUGCUGGAAGACAAAGAUUCGGCUGAUAUUGUUUUUCUGCUGGGCAGAGAAGAAAGCCCCGUUUAUGCGCACAGGCUCAUUUUGGCCGCGAGGUGCACAGCUUUUCAAGGCAUAAAACGCGGCGAAAUCUGUCGCAUUCCUGGUACCACUGUGACCGCAGGCACAGCAGGAGCGCCGGCCACAGUCCGUUUGCCGCAUUAUUCCGAGGCCAAUUUCCGCACCUUCCUAAUUUACGUUUACACUGGAAAGUUGGUUCUUCAAGACAGUGGCGUUUUCGAAAUGAUGGGUUUGGCUCACGAGUUGGGCCUCGAGGAGCUCAGGGUGAGUUGCGAGGACCACGUGACGUCAACCCUGGCCGUGGCCAACGCGUGUACCUUCCUCGCCGCCGCCCUUGAUAUGCACGAGCGGUCAGCACCCCACGGCGGACGAGGUGCCAAAAAUUUUCUCGACACGUGCAUUUCCUUCAUCGCAGAAAACGCCAUCGAGUGCUUCAAAACCAACAGUUUCCUGUCCCUGAGCAAAGAGGCGCUCAUCAAAGUUAUUUCGUCGGAUUUUUUGGCGGUUGAGGAGGAGGAAGUCUGGAGGGCCGUUCUGGCGUGGGCCAAGAAUCAGGCUGGUGUCACUCAACCCACCGCCCACUGGGCCGAAGAGGAGCGCGCCCGUGUUUGCCAACACCUUGCUGGGGUCAUCAACCACGUUCGACUACUGCUCAUUGAUAGCCAAGUUUUUGCUGAGGAGGUAGAACCAACAGGCGCCGUGCCAAUUGAACUUUCGCUGGAAAGGUAUCGAUUCGCCGCCCUGCCCAACAAAUUCCGGGAGCAAUCCGAGGACAAGAGGUACCAGCCAAGGAUGUCUUGCAGCCUCUUUCCCGGCUCUCAAAUCCUAAGCCUCACAGGCUCAAACUCUUUUGGCGACCAGGACAAAUUGAGCUAUCAGCGCAUCUUGAAUGAAUGGUACGGAAACCCGAAGCAGCAAUGGCGCCUGGUUUUCAGGGCUUCGGCACACAAUUUCUCGGCUCAGGCAUUUCACAGAAUUUGCGACGGCAUCUCACCUACCUAUACAAUUGUUGCGAGUAAACAGGGACACAUUUGUGGCGGUUUUAGCAACGUGCCGUGGGAAAGGCCCCAGAGCAAAGGUUACUUUGCCUAUUCUGACAAAGCCUUCCUCUUCACCUUGGCCAACAAUCAGGAUAUUCCACCGACAAAAUUCCCAGUGGUCAAAAGAAUGUUUGCCGUGGUUUACGUUCCGAACUGUGGGCCUGUAUUUGGAGCCGGCGCUGACUUGUCCAUUAGCAACAAUUGCAACCGAAAUACUGAGAGCUACUCGAACCUGCCUCACACUUACGAUGGCGAAGGCGCCACCAUGAACACCCUGAUGGGCGGCUACAACUUCCAGGUGCAAGAUUACGAGGUUUUCACGACAAGCAGCAACUGAGAUUUGAUUCGACUGUAUAAGAUAGAACUUAAUAAAUAUAAAUUGGUUUAAAAAAUUUAAAUGAAAGAGACAUUCGGUAUAUUUUGCACAAUAACGAUAUUAAUGAUUUAUUAUUUUAACUUGACAGAUUUCCAUUUAUUGUAUAAUAAUAAAGGAAAAAAUGCAGAGAUCGGAAAGCUGCCAGCUUAAAAUUAUUAAUAAACAGUUCAAUAUUUUUUUCCUUUUAAAUAUGGCAUUAAAUACAACAAGAAGCAAAUCAAUUAUUUUGGAAUAUUCAAAUAUUAGUUAAAAUUUAAUAUGCAACAAAAUUUUAAAU